Molecule: messenger RNA, 1053 nt
Organism: Arabis nemorensis
Lineage: Eukaryota; Viridiplantae; Streptophyta; Magnoliopsida; Brassicales; Brassicaceae
Source: the annotation of a GenBank genome assembly
AUGGCGACUUUGAACCCUUUCGACCUCUUGGACGGUGACGCAGAGGAUGCAAGCCAGCUCGUUGCGGCUAAGCCUUUGAAGGUUGAGAAAGCGGCUCCUGUUAAGCCUGCUGAUUCCGGACAUGUAUCUCUUACAUUGCUUGAACUUUACUUUAUGGAUUCCAGGAAUCAGGAUGGUCCUCGUAAUGAAAACGGCUAUGGUGGAGGCCACAGACCCCCCUCUGGAGAAGGGGACGGAGCAAGACGUGGUGGCUCUGUUGGUGGAUACCGUGGUGGUGGUCGAGGGGGUAGCCGUGGAGGCUCCAGCAAUGGAGAGUCAGGUGAAUUUGAACGCCCACGGAGGACCUUCAACCGCCACAGUGGGACAGGUCAACGAAAUGACUUUAAACGUGAUGGAGGUGGCCUUGGCAACUGGGGAACCACUGAAGACGACGUACCGGUGACUGAAGAAUCCACAGCAGUGGCUGAUAAGAACUUGGCUGUUGAAAAGCAAGGCGGUGAAGAUGAAUCAACUGAUGCAAAGAAAGAGUCGCCUUCUAAAGAACAAGCAAAGAAAGAGCCAGAGCCAGUGACAUUUACUCUGCAAGAGUAUGAAAAGGUUUUGGAAGAGAAGAAGAAAGCUCUGGAGGUGACCAAGGUUGAGGAGAGGAAGGUUGACACAAAAGAGUUUGAGUCCAUGCAACAGCUUUCGAGCAAAAAGAGCAACAACGAUGAAGUUUUCAUCAAACUGGGAACAGAGAAGGACAAGCGCACAGUUGAGAAAGAAGAAAAGGCCAAGAAGUCAUUGAGCAUAAACGAGUUUCUGAAACUCUACAAACCGAGAGGUGGAUACCGAGGAGGAUACCGAGGAGGACGUGACCCAAGAGGAGGAGCAGCCCCAGGAGGACCUACCCGAGGAGGACCUUCCCGAGGAGGAGCAGCCCCAGGAGGACCUUCCCGAGGAGGAGCAGCCCCAGGAGGAGAAGCCCCAGGAGGAGAAGGUAACCAGAGCUAUGAACGAGUUGCUGCACCAGCCAUUGAGGACACGGCACAGUUCCCUACUUUGGGAAAGUAA